AUGAAGCAGGUGAAUCAGCGCAAUGUCCCAGGGAUCGAUAAUGCCUACCUGGCCAUGGAUACGGAGGAAGGCGUCGAGGUUGUUUGGAAUGAGGUUCAGUUCUCGGAACGGAAGAAUUUCAAGCUUCAAGAGGAGAAAGUUAAAGCAGUGUUUGACAACUUAAUUCAGCUGGAACAUCUGAACAUUGUGAAAUUUCACAAAUACUGGGCGGAUGUAAAGGAGAAUAAGGCCAGGGUGAUCUUCAUCACUGAAUAUAUGUCCUCAGGAAGCUUGAAACAGUUCCUGAAGAAGACAAAGAAAAACCACAAGACUAUGAAUGAAAAGGCCUGGAAGCGCUGGUGUACCCAGAUCCUCUCUGCUCUCAGCUACCUCCACUCCUGUGAUCCUCCGAUCAUCCAUGGCAACCUGACCUGUGACACCAUCUUCAUUCAACACAACGGACUGAUCAAAAUCGGAUCAGUGGCACCAGACACAAUUAACAACCAUGUGAAGACAUGCCGUGAAGAGCAGAAGAACCUGCACUUCUUUGCCCCGGAGUACGGAGAAGUUGCCAAUGUCACCACCGCUGUGGACAUUUACUCUUUUGGGAUGUGUGCCCUGGAGAUGGCGGUCCUGGAAAUACAGGGCAACGGAGAGUCGUCCUACGUGCCCCAGGAGGCCAUCAACAGUGCCAUCCAGCUGCUGGAGGACCCCCUGCAGCGGGAGUUCAUUCAGAAGUGUCUGGAACUGGACCCUGGCAAGCGUCCCACUGCGCGGGAGCUCCUUUUCCAUCAGGCGUUGUUUGAGGUGCCAUCGCUGAAGCUCCUGGCAGCUCACUGCAUCGUUGGGCAUCAGCAUAUGAUUCCUGAAAACGCCUUAGAGGAAAUGACCAAAAACCUUGAUAUGAGUGCAGUGCUGGCUGAGAUCAACCAUCCUGAAAGAGAAGGAAUCAAGAUGAUCUUCUCCCAGUCUCCAGCGCUGGAGCUGGACAAGUUCCUAGAGGAUGUCAGGAACGGCAUCUACCCGCUCACGGCUUUUGGGAUGCCGCGGCCCCAGCAGCCCCAGCAGGUGGUAGUGAAGUCGCCCAUCGUCCCACCGUCAGUGAAGACCCCAACUCCGGAGCCCGCCGAGGUGGAGACCCGUAAGGUGAGACGGCAGCUGCAGCCCUCACGAGUGCUCCUCUGCUUCCAGUUAACGCUGCUGCUGAAACUGGAAGACAAGUUGAAUCGACACUUGAGCUGUGACCUGCAGCCCAAUGACAAUAUCCAGGAGCUGGCAGCCGAACUGGUCCAGCUUGGGUUCAUCAGUGAGGCUGACCAGAGCAGACUCACCUGUUUACUUGAAGAGGCGUUCAGCAAGUUCUACUACACCCGCAACGGGGCCCUGACGGCCGUCACGGUGUCGUCUUAGCAGCUCCCGCUCCCGGGCGGCCAGUGCGGCUUUGUUGCCUCUGCCCCCUCUGCGUCUGUCCAUCACCGUAGGGCACCCGCAAGCCCCAGCUGCAGCGCUUGGAAGCUCGUCCUGCAUGUGCCGUGGCUGGGCCCAGCGACAAUCCUCCCUGCCCGCCUAUUAAAGGGGACUUUGCGCGUCAGUAUUAUUUCCAGCCCUGUUUCUGUUGGGAUUUUGCCAGGUGGUGCCGGGGAGCCGGGUCCUGGCGUGGGCUGUUCUGUAGCCCCGUUCAUGUGCAUGGAGUUUGUUUUGUUUGAAUUGUACAAAGUGUCUUUUGCACAGCACAGUUUUUUUUUUUU
Tinamus guttatus (white-throated tinamou) is the source of this 1727-nucleotide messenger RNA. The record is from RefSeq and is a predicted model, not a curated record. Lineage: Eukaryota; Metazoa; Chordata; Aves; Tinamiformes; Tinamidae.